CGUUGAAGCCCUAAAAUCAGUUUGCUAUCAUAUUCUCUCUACGUUUCUUUUCAUAAACCCUACUGCUUUGCCGAGAGAAAUCCAGAGGAGAAUGCCUAAGCUGUUUCGCAACCCUAAAGGGUACUCUACUUUCCAGUUCUUCCUUCAGAAGAUUUUCCAUUAGCCAUAAGUCUUUCAAAUACCGACAUCAAUUUAGAAUUUUGGGUGUUCUUGGUGAGCAGAGCCAGAAAAAGAAAAGGAGAAAUGAAGAGGAAGGCAGAGGAUCUCGUGUGUGGCCAUGGAACAAGUUGGGUGAGAGGGCAAGUGAUCGGCAAAGGGAGUUUUGGGUCCGUUUUUCUUGCCACCUCAAAAAACCCCGGAUCACGGUUCUCUUGUUUCCCUUCGCCCAUGGCUGUGAAAUCCGCAAAGGUAUCUGGUUCGGCCUCGCUUCAGAAGGAGAAAGAGGUUCUCGACAAGGUCAAAGGCUGCCCUUUUGUGAUUGACUGCUUUGGGGAGGAGAUUACGACCCAAGAGGACGGUGAGAUGGUUUACAAUUUGUUAUUGGAGUAUGCUUCUGGAGGAACCCUAGCCGAUUCAAUCAAGAAAUCUGGUGGUUGUGGGUUGCCCGAAUCCGAUGUUAAGCGCUACACCAAAUCGAUUCUCAAAGGGCUUCGUCACAUUCAUGACUGCGGUUAUGUGCACUGCGACCUAAAACCUGAGAAUGUUUUACUUGUGCCAAGUAUUAAUUCUAGUGGUAAUUUUGUGGCAAAGAUCGGGGAUUUUGGGUUGUCGAAGAGGUCAGCACAGAGUAAGAAGAGGAGGUUCGACUUGGACCUUUACUUGAGAGGCACUCCACCGUAUUUGGCCCCUGAAACGGUGAUUGAGAACGUACAGGAGCUUCCCUCUGAUAUAUGGGCUAUGGGAUGUGUUGUGUGUGAGAUGCUUACUGGGAAAUCCCCUUGGGAUAGGGCGGAAGAGUUGAACACAAAGGAUCUUUUGCGUUUGAUUGGUGAUCAGCGUGAAUUGCCCAAAAUUCCGAGUGGCAUAUCUGAAGACGCAAGGGGUUUCUUGAAGGCAUGUCUUGUGAGGAAACCCAUGUUCAGAUUCACAGUUGAGAUGCUAAUGGAUCAUACAUUUCUGGCCGGUGUAGGCGAACAUGAUGAUGAAGGUUUACUGGACGUUCAUGAUGAUGAAGAGAGGGGUGAAGGUUUGCUGGACAUUCAUGAUGAAGAGCCACUUGCUGCUUCUAGUUCUUCAUCGACCGAGACUGACGCUGAGCUUAGUGGUUCUUCUUUUUCGGGUGAUUGGAGCUUGGUGUCUGAUGAUGAUGAUGAUGGCAUUGAUUCGGCCUCUUGUUCUUGGCCGGAAGAAGUUGAAGAUGUAGAAGUGCAAUUCAUUGGGAGCUCAGAUAAAGAAGUUUCUCUUUUAGGCUCUUUGAACUGCAUCACUCAACCCUACAUAUUGGAGUAUAGCAGUGACUACACAAGAUGACAAGAAUAUUCAGUUUUGGUUCUGCAUUUCAUUGGGAUAUCAGAUAAAAAUGCGUAUUUUGUAGGCUCUUUGAACUGCCUGGUUUCAACCAUACCUGUAUUGGGGCUUAGCAGUGACAAACCACAAAAAUAUGUAUUAACUUUUUAACUGU
Molecule: messenger RNA, 1621 nt
Organism: Corylus avellana
Lineage: Eukaryota; Viridiplantae; Streptophyta; Magnoliopsida; Fagales; Betulaceae
Source: RefSeq, a predicted model, not a curated record